Tarenaya hassleriana is the source of this 3101-nucleotide messenger RNA. RefSeq names its product pentatricopeptide repeat-containing protein At4g08210. Bases 191 to 2260 code for a protein of 689 amino acids. Lineage: Eukaryota; Viridiplantae; Streptophyta; Magnoliopsida; Brassicales; Cleomaceae. Gene Ontology annotation, molecular function: protein binding; RNA binding. The record is from RefSeq and is a predicted model, not a curated record. The transcript has 2 exons. Gene Ontology annotation, biological process: RNA modification.
CUCACGUUCCCACGACAGAGCCGUAGCAGCCAUGUUUCUCGCAUUGUCUUCCUCAGUACCAAGGCAUGAGACACUGAGACAUUUUCGAACCCUACACAAGAGUCAUCACUUCCUGGGAGUUACCGGGCUCGAGUAAUGGAAUUUGGAUAAGAUCACGUGAAAUUGAGACACUGAAGCAUCGCCAUUGGCUAUGGAUUUUAAGCAUAUUGUAGCAGCCUUACGUCAUUGUGGGAAGAUUCGAGCUUUUAAGCGCGGCGAAUCGAUUCAUGCACAUUUGAUCAAACAAGGUUUGUCCCGAGAUGUGUUCGUAGCCAAUAACUUGAUUUCCAUGCACGUAGUCUCUGCGUCCAUGGAUGAUGCGCAGAAACUGUUCGAUGAAAUGUCUGUAAGGAACAUUGUUACUUGGACAACUAUGGUUUCUGGGUAUUCGUGUAACGGAAAACCCGACAAAGCGAUUGGAUUGUACACUCAGAUGUUGAAAUCUGAGUCUGAAUCGCCCAACGAGUUCAUGUAUUCCGCGGUUCUGAAGGCAUGUGGACUGUUGGGUGAUCUUGAACUGGGGCGUUCGAUUCACGAAAGAAUUCUCCAGGAGAAUCUGGAAGGUGAUGUUGUUUUGAUGAAUGCCCUUUUGGAUAUGUAUGUUAAGAAUGGUAGAUUAAGUGACGCUAAGAACAUAUUUUCCAAGAUCCCACAUCCUAAUUCAACUUCAUGGAACACAAUCAUUUCGGGUUAUUGCAAGGAAGGUUUGAUGGACGAGGCAGUUAACUUGUUUCUUUUAAUUCCACGGCCAAAUGUCGUGUCCUGGAACAGUUUAAUAUCGGGAUUCGUGGAUAAGAGUAGCCCCCGUGCAUUGGAAUUCCUUCUGAAGAUGCAUAGAGAAGGAUACGAGCUUGAUGGGUUUGCAUUACCGUGCGGCCUUAAAGCUUGCAGCUAUCUCGGUUCGUUAGCCAUGGGAAAACAGCUUCAUUGCUGUGCCCUAAAGUCUGGCCUUGAGUCAAGCUGUUUCACAAUGUCAGCUCUUAUCGAUAUGUAUUCAAACUGUGGUGCUCUAAGUGAUGCAAGUCAUCUUUUCUACCAGUACAUAAAGGACAAUGCCUCUUCCAGUAAUAGCCUUGGUGUUUGGAAUUCUAUGCUUUCUGGAUUAGUGAUCAAGGAAGAAAAUAAUGCAGCAUUGAAGCUGCUUUUGCAGAUAUAUCGGUCGGGUUUGAGCAUUGAUUCCUACACCUUGAGCAAUGCCUUGAAGAUAUGCAUCAACUUACUCAACCUGAGAAUCGGGCUUCAGGUACACGGCCUAGUUGUAACCAGUGGUUAUGAGUUGGAUUAUAUUGUAGGAGGCAUUCUUGUUGAUCUUUACGCAACAUUAGGAAAUAUAUACGAUGCACAGAAACUUUUUUAUAAGCUUCCGAAGAAAGAUAUUAUUGCCUGGUCUGGGCUGAUCAUGGGCUGUGUGAAAACAGGAUUCAAUUCAUUAGCAUUUUCGCUGUUCAGGGAUAUAAUCAAACUGGGUGUUGAUGUAGAUCAGUUCAUCAUCUCAAGUAUUCUCAAAGCUUGUUCAAGUUUAUCGUCUCUUGGAAACGGCAAACAGGUCCAUGGACUCUGUGUUAAGCUAGGCUAUGAAUCUGAACACGUCACAGCUACAGCUCUAAUUGAUAUGUAUGUCAAAUGUGGUGACAUUGAUAACGGCAUAUCGUUGUUUGAUGGUUUAUCGGAAAGAGAUGUUGUUUGUUGGACCGGGAUAAUAAUUGGCUGCGGACAGAAUGGAAGAGCCAAAGAAGCAAUUCAGUAUUUCUAUGAGAUGAUAAAUUCUGCGGUCAUUCCAAAUGAGGUAACUUUUCUCGGCGUUCUUUCUGCCUGCAGACAUUCUGGAUUAGUGGAAGAAGCAGUACCAAUCUUUGAAUCCAUGAAAUCGGAGUAUGGUCUAGAACCUCAUGUAGAGCAUUACUAUUGCAUGGUUGAUCUCCUUGGUCAAGCUGGACGGUUCGAAGAGGCAGAAGAUCUGAUUAAAGACAUGCCCUUUGAGCCUGACAAAACAAUAUGGAGCUCUCUGCUCGCUGCCUGUGGAACUUACAAGAAUGCCAGACUGGUUAAUGUUAUUGCCGAAAAUUUACUCAAGACUUCACCGGAAGAUCCUUCAGUUUAUGUAAUGCUUUCGAAUGUUUAUGCAACAUUGGGAUUUUGGGAUGAAUUAAGUAAAGUGAGGGAAGGUGCUAAGAGGUUGGGGGCAAAACAUGCUGGAAUGAGCUGGAUUGCGACAGCCUAAGAGCAAAACUCUCAGAUAAAAUUGCUCCUUCCGUCCGAAUCUUAUGAAUAAGCAAAUAAGGAAAUUGCAUGUGCAAGAACCUCAGGAACACCCGAAUUGAAGAGAGAUGCGAUCUGGCAAGGUCGGGAAAGGUAUGCCUUCUUAUAUGAAAAUGCUUUAGCAAUGUUUAAGAUAUCGGAACCGACCAAAUACCAGAAAUGUUAUGAAUCCGAUACAGAAUAAUCUCUACAUCUAACCAAAGCUAAACGAAAACCCAAACUUUUUGCAGUUUCCUUGUUUAUAUAUGAUGGCUGAAACUGUCUAACUGGUGGUGUAGCCUUCCUUCUUAGUUACAGAAACAGCUUUGUUUAUAACAAAGCAUGAGAAACACCCAGCAGAGAACUGAUGGAAUACUUUGAUGGGUUGUCCUGAAACAACAGAAGAGUUGCAUAAUUUGAUGAGAGCAUAUGAUCUUAUAGUGACUGAACCAUAAUGAUGAUGAUGACCACGCAGGUCGAGAACAUGCCCAUGAGCCACUGAGCCAUGGGAACUUGACCAGACAGAGCACGAGAACGUGGGUGUAUGGACCGGUGGUCCUCUUGCACUCAUUGCUCGUUGGUUGGUGAAUUGUCUGAUCAUCACUCUCUUCCUUGUGUUCUGUUGCUUUCUCCUUUCUCCUCAUGUUCUUUUUUCUUUUUUCCUUUUCAGACAAGUCCCUUUACGUGUUUUUUUUUUUACUAUUAUGUGUGCAGAAUUUUACAGGAGUUUUCUUCCUUUUCUUGUAUUUUUAGAUGGUUAUUGUGGUUCGAGAAUGUAAAAUAGAAUAAAAAAACACGUAAUCAUAUCCAUAUCCGAUUUAAAA